Solenopsis invicta (red fire ant) is the source of this 3774-nucleotide messenger RNA. RefSeq lists its product as uncharacterized. Gene Ontology annotation, molecular function: zinc ion binding. Gene Ontology annotation, cellular component: nucleus. Bases 293 to 1942 code for a protein of 549 amino acids. The record is from RefSeq and is a predicted model, not a curated record. Lineage: Eukaryota; Metazoa; Arthropoda; Insecta; Hymenoptera; Formicidae. The transcript has 2 exons.
ACGGACGGGCGGACGAACGGGCGCGAGCGAGCGAGCGAGCGAGCGAGCGAGCGCGUACGCAUACAGGUCCCCGCAGGUAGGGCGCGAGGGCCGGGGUCACGGAGCGGCGAGGCGGAGGUGACCGCCAGCAGCAGCUGGAUAAAGCGGGAGCGAGAGCUGACUAGCCGAGGCGGGCGCGCGCGUGCGACGUCGCGGCGCGCGAGAGGGCUGUGCUAAGGCGACGCGCGAGAGAGAGCGUAUAAAGCGGACACGACGAGUGUGGAGCCGCGAGAGCUCCGGAGUGCGCGCGGGCAUGGAGACCCUCGAAUCGAGUCGCGUGUGCCGCCUCUGCGGCCAGCAUUCUGGCAUCUCGAUCAACAUCUUCGACAAGAGUGAGAAUCACGUUCGGAAAAUCAACGCCAUGCUGCCUAUCAUGGUGCACGAGCUGGAUCUGCUGCCGAAGCAGAUGUGCCACCGGUGCAGCUACAAGUUGGAGGAAUUCCAUAAAUUCUACGUAGGCUGCCUGAAGACGGACGCGGCGCUCAAGAGCCAGUUGUCGUGGAUGCGAAAGGGUGAUGACGGUAGGGAGAAGAUUGGCGUGCCGAUGGUGCACAUCGAGAACACGAAGAUCAAAACGGAGCCGCUCGACUACGACGUGUACGAGCUGGAGCCGUUGGUAGAAAAUAUCGACUAUAUUAACUCGAUGAACUCGGUGGCGUUCCCGGCUGGUAGCAUUCACGAUGGGUUGACGUACGCGGCGCUCUCACGCUGCCGAUGUUGCUGUGAUAAGGACCAAAGCAGACCGAGGAGAACAACAGCGGGGCUCUGUCAGAAUUACGACGGGCAGAUGCCUAGAUGCGGUAGAAUCGUGGACGUCUCACGGAAUAGAACUCUCGAGGACACCAGCGCACAAUUGAAGCCGUACAAGCGGAAUCUCUUUACGCAGUCCGUGUUCCCGGAUUGCCCGCAGAAUCGUCUACCUCGUGUUGAGAACACCACCGAGAACGCGCGGAAUAGUCUGGCCACAGACACGAGUACCAAAGACAACGCAGCCUCUUCGGAAACACUGAACCAUUCUCACAAUAGACUUGUAACGUUUCCUAAGAGUCAAGCGAUUGCCAGAAGCACAAUAGUGCGAAAUCUGAGACCUAGAAAGAAUCUGGUCAACUAUGCACUGUUUAAGAAGAAAAUAUCGAGUGUUGAUCCUGGACCAUCUACGUUGAGUAAGUCGAUCGUUUCUGACGCAAAGACAACACCUGCCUCGAAUUUCGAGUCAACGCAGCAGAUCAAGACGGAGCAGACGGACGACUCCGAAGGACGCAGUUUAAGGCCAAGGAAAAGUGUGGACUAUCAGGAGCCAAAGAUGAGGAAGAUUUCGGAGCAUCGUAUCAAGAGACGCAAGACGGACGAGCAGGCCUCGAAACUACUUACGAGAAAAGAGAGUGCAUCGAACUUUAAGAUAAAGCAAGAGGCUCUAGAUGAUUUGGAGACACUCAGUGAGACGAUCAAGGCGAUGCCUCACUUAUCAAACAAAUUCGCUACUUUAUCUGCGAAGGUUGCUGCAGUGACAAGUGAUAAUGACAUCAGUCUGCGAGACAACUAUUUCAAGUCGCAACUUCGAGAUCAGUUCCGGUUGACGGAUCGAAAAUCGCUUUCCAACAUCGUGAAGAACAAGCUGGGAAAGACGAAGAAGACGUAUCGGUUGCCCGCGGCGAACUAUUCACCGAAGUUACUGAGAAGUCAGGACACUCACUUGAGGAAUGGCAAGACGAAAAAGAACAGCUAUAUAGAGUGGUCAUUGAAGAGACUGCAAACGAGGAAACUGAUAAAUACAAUCAACAAGAGUACGAAGAAAUCACCGAUACCGAAGCUAUCCGAUAACAUCAAACACUACUGCGAGUCUUGCAACGUUAGCUUCAUGACCAAGGAAUUGUUCAGAUUACAUGCAUGCUACUAUGAUUGAUCUUUUUCCGAGAUUCCGAGAAACACGAAGUCCACGAACUGUGUGAAGAUUAUUCGAAGGAUCAAGAUUUCUUCUCGAUGUUUCUGCUAACGUUAACAAAUUAGAACACUUCUCGACGAAGUGUGAAAAAUGUAUAAAGGUUUAAAAAAUCUUUGUGAUCAUAUGACAAUGUGCAUAUAUACUUGUAUAUAUGUUUCAAUUUUUAAAUCUUUUUCUUUCAAACAUUUUGUUCGCAAAAUGAAAAAAAUUCUUUUUUUCAAGUUUGAACAUCUUAUAAGAAUAAUAAAGUUCAUAAAACGUGCCUGUUUCUCAAAAUUUGACCAAAAAUUCUAAAUUAAUUUUUUAAUCAUCUAAUUAUUAGAUUUUUUUAAUGAAAAUAAAUCACUAUUAUGAUUUUCAAAUACAAGGAUGAACGGGAAAUAACGAAUUCUUUAUGUAUAUAAUGUAUUUUAUGUAGAUUUAAUAGUACCCGUUUACUAACUUUAUUAUAUAAACAAUAUACGGAUAUAUAUUAUGUAUAUUAUAUACAUUAUAUCUAUUAUUACAUGUAUAUAUAUAUAUAAAUUAUAUAUAUAUAUAUAUAUAUAUAAAUUAUAUAUAUAUAUAAUAUCUAUGUGUAUAUUUAGAUCUUGUUUGCUGACUUAAAUACAUUGAAUUAUUACGAUUGUUGCAACAUGCGCUUAAAAUUUUAUGUAGAAAUUCACAAGUCGCCUUCAAAGAUUAAGAAAUAAUUAUACGAAUAUAGACAUAAAGAUAUAUUUUAUGAGAGACAAGAGAUAUAUAUAUUAUAUGUCGAUAUAUUCGAUGAAAAUAUGUGAUAUGUGUAUAAAAUAAUGACCGAUUUUUUGGAGAAUUUCACGUUAUGUGAGUUAACGAAUGUAAAUCAUGGAAAAUUUGACCUUUACUACCACUACAUUGGAAUUUUAUAUAUCAAUAUUUACGAUCUCUAUAUUUUGAUGAUUGUUGUUCCAUUCGAAAGAAUAUUAUGCUGCGCAAAAGAAUUUAUAAACACUUGUUUACUUUACAACUGCACAAUUCAAGCUGUUUAAUACAUAUUAUGUAUCAGUAUUAGACACACGUCAACAUGGCAAACUCGUUACGUAACUACCUUGGUGGAAAGUUUUCUUAGAAUUUUUUAUAUAUAUUUUUUUUCAAGAGAAUCUGUAUAAUUUUAUAACUUUUAGAAAAUUUUACAUAUUUUUCAAUGAGUUGGAGCAUUUUUCAGAAAUGCUGAAACAGUUUAUAUCUCUUCAAGAAUUCUUAUAUGUGAAUUCUGAAAUAAAAUUUCUCAUUCUUAAAUUUUUGAGAAAGUUAAUAAAACUUUCACAAGUUUUAGAUAUUAUUUUUUUCAGAAAUAGCAAAUUUAAAAUAUGAUAAAUUCUUAAGAAUUUUUAUGAUAUGAGAAUAUUUUCCCCAAGGUAAUUUAUAUAUUCUAUUUUUUUAGCAUUGUUACAUCGAAAUUAAAUUAGAUUAUCAAAUUAGGUCAUUAAAUUUUAUUCACAGGGAUAUUAACUGCACGAAUUUGUGCAGUUCCUUUAUUGUUGCAAAGUGUUUCUCUGAAUUAUCUGUCUGUCGACAUACAAAUAAUGAAAUAGAAAGUUACUGUUAUUCGGUAGAUAUAUCUUUCUCAUAUCAUUUAACUGAUUAAUAAAUGUUAUAUAAUUACAUAUAUAUGUGUAAAUAUUAUGCAAUUGCAAUAAUUAUAAAAUCACCGUCCUAAUCCCGUCUUUCUCUUCUUAAAAAAAACUCUACAUGUAACAAUAGUGAAAAUGGCAGUGUUAUAUAAAGUGGACACGACAAAUAAAUAGCAAUAAAAUAUUUCGAAAAACUAA